CGACCGUGGCAGGAGGAGAGCACUGACAGAGGGACGCUGUCCUCCCGUGCCGACACUUCAUCCAUUUAGGCGUGAUUUAACAGCGGACUAUUAGGUGGGGGGAGGAUAUUUCGUUCUUCUAGCUCUUACUGUGUCUCUCGUUACCGGGCUGUGAGGAGGAACCUGCCCGGGUUAGCCUGUUAGCCACUCACUCCGACUACAUGGCCAGCUAGCACAAUAAAGCUAACUGUCGGACCCGGCGAAGUGGAGAGAGCUGAGGACGGGAAUGGCAAAGAGUCCACUCGGAUAGCCCAUUUGAGAAGAAACGACGACUAACCAGACAAAACCAGUCAUAGUUUCUGUAACGGGUUUAAUUAUCGGUUGUUGAAGUUACUGUGAUCCCCAACAUGGUGCAGAAGUACCAGUCACCUGUGCGGGUGUACAAACAUCCCUUCGAGCUGGUGAUGGCGGCUUACGAGCGCCGCUUCCCCACCUGUCACCUCAUCCCCAUGUUCGUGGCCAGCGACGUGGUGGAAGAGGAAACGAGCGAGGACGGAUCCACCCACAGGGUCGAGCGCCGCUGUGCACUGGACGUGGACGCCCCGCGCCUCCUCAAGAGGAUUGCAGGCGUGGACUAUGUGUACUUCAUCCAGAAGAACACACUUAACAGAAAAGAGAGGACGCUCCAUAUCGAGUCCCAUAAUGAGACCUUCUCCAACAGGGUCAUCAUCCAUGAGAUCUGCUGCUAUUCGGUCCACCCGGAGAAUGAGGACUGGACGUGUUUUGAGCAGACCGCCAGCCUGGACAUCAAGUCUUUCUUUGGCUUUGAGAGCACAGUGGAAAAAAUUGCAAUGAAGCAGUAUGCCAGCAGUAUCAAAAAGGGAAAAGAAAUCAUAGAGUUCUACCUGAAGGAGCUCGAAGAUGAGGGGAUCACACAAGUGCCCCGCUGGACUUCUUCCUCCUCCUCCCUCUCCCUGCCUCCCCCCAGGCCGACCAGCCUCUCCGCCAGCCCACCUGUCCUCCCUAAACUCGCGGUCACGCCCGCCAUUUCCAUCCCGCUACCCGCCGACGCCAAGGACAGCGACUCUCAGGACGCCAAGCAGGACAGCAGUGCACUUCAAGGGGACAACCUGACUGAGAUCCUGGCUGGAACACCUGACGAUAAGCUGGAUGCAGAUUAUAUCAAACGUUACCUUGGCGACCUGACCCCCCUGCAGGAGAGCUGUCUCAUCAGACUUCGCAAAUGGCUGCAGGAGACACACAAGGGAAAGAUCCCCAAGGACGAGCACAUCCUGCGUUUCCUGCGAGCCAGGGACUUCAACAUGGACAAGGCCCGGGAGAUUCUGUGCCAGUCCCUGACCUGGAGGAAGCAGCACCAGGUGGACUACCUGCUGGAAACCUGGAGCUCACCACAAGUCCUCCAGGAUUACUACACCGGGGGCUGGCACCACCAUGACAGAGAUGGUCGUCCUUUGUACAUACUGAGGCUGGGCCAGAUGGACACCAAAGGACUGGUCCGCGCUCUCGGAGAGGAGUCUCUGCUCAGACAUGUGCUGUCAAUCAACGAGGAGGGUCUGAGACGCUGUGAAGAGAACACCAAGGUGUUUGGGCGACCCAUCAGCUGUUGGACUUGUCUGGUAGAUCUGGAGGGUCUGAACAUGCGUCACCUGUGGCGGCCAGGAGUCAAAGCCCUGCUGAGGAUCAUUGAGGUUGUGGAAGCCAACUAUCCAGAGACUCUGGGACGCCUGCUUAUCUUGAGAGCUCCCAGAGUUUUCCCGGUCCUGUGGACACUGGUGAGUCCAUUCAUCGAUGAAAACACCCGCAAGAAGUUCCUGAUCUAUGCAGGCAAUGACUACCAAGGUCCCGGAGGUCUGGUGGACUACAUAGACAAGGAGAUCAUCCCUGACUUCCUGGGAGGAGAGUGUAUGUGUGAGGUACCAGAGGGCGGCCUUGUUCCCAAGUCUAUGUACCGCACGGCGGAAGAGCUCGAGAACGAGGAUGUCCGCCUGUGGACCGAGACCAUCUACCAAAGCGCCAGCAUCUUCAAAGGAGCUCCACAUGAGCUUCUGAUUGAGAUCAUCGACGCGUCCUCCGUCAUCACCUGGGACUUCGACGUCUGCAAAGGCGACGUGGUUUUCAACAUUUACCACUCCAAGCGGGCCCCUCAGCCACCACGCAAGGACGCCCUGGGAGCCCACGGCAUCACCUCCCCGGGAGGCAACAACGUCCAGCUCAUCGACAAAUCCUGGACGCUGGGUCAAGAUUACAGCAUGGUAGAGUCCCCGCUCACCUGCAAGGAGGGAGAGAGUGUGCAGGGCUCCCAUAUUACACGAUGGCCAGGUUUCUACAUCCUCCAGUGGAAGUUCCACAACAUGACAGCCUGCUCGGCCACCAACAUGCCACGAGUGGACGAUGUGCUGGCCACCCUGCAGGUGUCCUCACACAAAUGUAAAGUCAUGUACUACACCGAGGUGUUGGGCUCUGAGGACUUCAGGGGUUCGAUGACCAGCCUGGAGUCGAGCCACAGCGGCUUCUCGCAGCUCAGCGCCGCCACCACCUCAUCACAGUCCAGCUCCAUGAUCUCCAGGUAGAAACUGGAAGCAAAGGAUUUUUGACACCCACAACAACCCCCCGCCCCCAUUGCUCCUACCGUCAACACCGAAGCCAACUCUU
This is a messenger RNA of Scomber japonicus (chub mackerel), 2652 nucleotides long. Its product is annotated as SEC14-like protein 1. Gene Ontology annotation, biological process: negative regulation of RIG-I signaling pathway. The coding region runs from base 387 to 2570 and encodes 727 amino acids. Gene Ontology annotation, cellular component: cytoplasm; cytosol. Gene Ontology annotation, molecular function: RIG-I binding. The transcript has 16 exons. The record is from RefSeq and is a predicted model, not a curated record. Lineage: Eukaryota; Metazoa; Chordata; Actinopteri; Scombriformes; Scombridae.